This is a messenger RNA of Ciona intestinalis (vase tunicate), 1869 nucleotides long. The record is from RefSeq and is a predicted model, not a curated record. NCBI's taxonomy places the organism in Eukaryota, Metazoa, Chordata, Ascidiacea, Phlebobranchia, Cionidae.
ACAUAAUGUAAACAAAUUAUUAAUUUACUUUAUUAUAUGUUUAUAGGUACAUAAAUGAAAACACCACAGCAUCUGGAUUGUAUAAAACUUUCCAUAAAUCAAUACCUGUAUAUCUUCGCAAUCGUCCACCUAACAUUGUUAGGCGUUAUGAAGUAUAUUUAGGUGACACUACACGCUUUCCAAAAUGCACCUGCCCGGACUUUAAAAAGCACUUCCUGCCGUGUAAACCUAUGUUUGCUGUCUUUAAUAACUAUGCAGGCGUAUCAUGGGCUUCAUUGCCAAACUGGUUUAGAGAUUCGGUGUAUGUAACAUUAGACAAUGAAAUAAUUUCAACAAAAGAAGCUAAAAGUAAUGAAAGUGUUAUGGAAAUUAACACUGAUGCAUCAGUUGAUGUUGACCAUGCACAUGCACUCACGGAUGUUGAAGAAUCAAAUAAAAAAUCAGAUAAGCCCAUGAAACAAACAAUAAAUCAAAUAAUUGAAAUGAUGAACAUAUUAAAAGACACAUUAUAUGAUGUCCCUUCACAACAAGCACUUCAAAUUGCAAAAGAUAAGCUGUAUUUGAUUCAGCAAGAUUUGAACACAGUUUGCAAACAUGAAGAAGGGAUUAGAGUUCAAAAGCCGGAUGUUUCGUUGAAGUUGAAAAGGAAAUUGCCAAAAUCUUUUGUGUGUGAUAAGCUGCCACAGAAAUAUCCGAAGACAAACCGGUUUAUUUGUAGGCUUGGUUCUGAUGUAAACCUCCAGACAACAGUUUUAAAGACCGCAGUAAAUGUCAAAAAGCCCAUUCAAAUACUCCCUUGUAAUGCUGUAACUGGUAAACGUAUCACUGACACUGCCUUCCACACUCUGUCACAAUACUCCAACUACUAUCUCUGGAAAUGUAUCUACCUUUUGAACAAAAAUUAAAAAUCUUGGCUUGUGACAAACAGUUCAGAAUAGGGUGGCUAUAUGAUGAAAUUAUCAACAGUUACCUAAGAUGCCUUUCGAUUAGCAAUAAUCAUGUCAUGUAUGCCGACUCAGCAGUAGCCCAAAGCAUGCAAAGAGGUAGCUCGUUAAAGUUGCUAUGGAAAAAUGCAAAAUUGGAUGAUAAAACAUUUAUAUUUAUUCCUUGGAACCCAAGUAGUUGUCAUUGGGUGUUGCUUGCAGUGGACAUCAAAAACAAACGAUUGCUUUAUCUGGACCAAAUAGACAAACCAUCUAUCCAACUAAAAAAAGAAAUUGAAACAGCCAAGUUUACUCUCAAUAAUGUCUUAAAUCUGAAGUUUGGAUUAUUACUAACAUCUGUUGAUACACUAUCAACCAACCGAACAUUUCAAAGCGACAGUAUGAGCUGUGGUGCAAUGCUUUGUAUGUAUGCGCAUUGGCUUGCUGAGGAACAAUCACUGUUGCAACCUUCUGUUGGCCCCAUUGAAUGUCGUCAACAUAUAUUCAACAUCAUUUCAACAAAAACCACACUAGAUAUUAAUAUGUGUGGGUACUGCAGGUCAACAACUGUUGGCAAAUGUAAAAAUAUUGGCUGGAUUCAAUGCACACGUUGCCCACAGUGGUUUCAUACAAAAUGUGUUGGAAUGAACACGAGGCAAGCAAAGGUAAAUACAACAUUCUGUUGCCCUUAAAUAAAGUAUAACUAACAAUGUGGUAUCAAAAUCACCUAAACAAGACUUAUGUCCAAGAUGAGUCAUAUGAUACAAUGCUUAUAUAACAGCAACUUACACUGUUUCGUGUAUGCUUGGCCAAUGCUUAUUAUUCAAGCAAAUGCUCUUACAGAGCAACUUACACUGUUUCGUGUAUGCUUGGCCAAUGCUUUAAAUUAAGCAAAUGCUCCUACAGAGCAACUUACACUGUUUCGUGUAUGCUUGGCCAAUGCUUA